Messenger RNA from Didymella exigua CBS 183.55, 3779 nucleotides. RefSeq names its product WD domain-containing protein. The record is from RefSeq and is a predicted model, not a curated record. Gene Ontology annotation, biological process: tRNA methylation. Gene Ontology annotation, molecular function: protein binding. The transcript has 4 exons. The coding region runs from base 244 to 3702 and encodes 1152 amino acids. Lineage: Eukaryota; Fungi; Ascomycota; Dothideomycetes; Pleosporales; Didymellaceae. Gene Ontology annotation, cellular component: cytoplasm.
CUGUCCGAGAGACAUGCUGGAAUAUGUGCUUGGUAUCUGAGGGUGCGCGGAGGGCUUGAGCGUGAAGCGACAGUGUCUCAAGUGUUGGCAGAGCGGGCGCGAAGUGGUGUAAAUUUCGUGUCAGAAAGUCCGAAGACUCGCCCGCGUCAUUGCAGCCCCGCCACAAAUCGGGCAGGUGCAGGUGCGGGGCUGACAAAAUUCCAGCACCAGCUGCGGCUUUCAAUCUGACAGCAUUGUUUGCCAAUGUCACCCAUACUUCACCAUGAAUGCACUCGUGUACCGGUGACCGCGUUAGCAUCCUGCGGCGCGCUCUUGAUUGCUGCAGAAGGAUCAUUCCUGCGAUUCUACCACGCUAAGAGUUCCGAAUUCAUUGCGUCUGAACGCAUCUUCAAAGCACAGGCCGUUCAUGGCAUAUCAGUCUAUGCUGAAGAGCUAGGCAAUGUGACCAAGGUCGUCGUAUGGGGCGGACGCCUUGUUCGAGCCCUUCGAUUCAAUGCAUUGACAGGCGGCUCCAGCCAUGGACUCUUAUCUCUUUGUCUCUCAAAUGUUGUGAAAGCCACCGACUGGAUUCUUGAUCUCGCACCUCGGAUGAGUAGUCUGGAAGAUGGAGAGGUGCACGACCAGGAUACAUGUGCUGCUGUCACGGCUCACAAUGCUCUUCUCGAGCUCACCAUACAAUACCAAAACAGCACGAAAUCUUUGGACGUCAAUAUCUCUGAGCUCACAGCCAGCUCACGAUCCAUUCUUUACUCCGCUCAUCUGCUGUGGGAGUCACCCAGCUGUAUACUUGUUGCUGCUGGCACUGCAUUUGGCGAGAUUAUGUAUUGGUCAUGGUCCAAGUCGGUCCAAGGCGGAGCACUGUCACAAAUACACCAAGUCUUCCUAGGUCACGAAGGCUCGAUAUUCGAUGUUCGCAUCUCGAAAGAGCUGCAACGCGGAGAUUUCGGGGUCCUGAGACGCGUCAUUGCUUCUUGCAGUGAUGAUCGUACAAUUCGUCUAUGGGACGUCUCAAGUGUAGAUACCAAUGCCGACGGACUGUCAGGCGAAUUUGAUACAGACACGCAGCGGACACGUCACACAGGCUUUAGCGUUGCAGCCGCUGAUGAGAAGCCUGAGACCUCGAAUUGUCUUGCAAUCGGGUGGGGUCAUACGUCACGAGUCUGGAGGAUUCGGUUUCUAGACUCUUCUCCCUGUGAUGGUACGUUGGGUCUUCUCUCAGCAGGCGAGGAUGCUACGUCGCGCACAUGGAAGUUUGCAGCCAGUAUAGAGAAGGGAAACAGUCCAUGCACCCUACAGCAGACAGAUUGCUCCGCAUAUCAUAACGGCAAGAACAUGUGGUCAAUCGCUGCAUACCAUCAAGAUGCCAAUUCGGUUCGCGUAGCCUGCGGUGCUGCGGACGGCAAACUUACGACGCAUCCACUGAGUGGUGCCAACCAGGGCAUCAAUGAUCAAGGUACUUCAGUUGCUGAGUAUACUCUGAAGGACCUACUUUAUAUGGCAGAGCCCUCGAAUGCUUCGGGAGAUGCCACAAAACUUGCAAAGGCGUCGAAAAAGGGCGACUCGAUCAGAAGCUACUGCUUCAUCUCAAUCAAGACGUUCUUGUUGGUCACGAAUACUGGUAAGGUCCUGAUUGAAUCAUAUCGGACGAGUACGGACUCCAGCCUUGGCAGCAACCUCUCAACCUCAGUCUUAAUAGAUCAACUCGAGGACCUAUCAGGCUACUCGACUUGUACUGGUCUUCCUACCUACAAGCUUGCAUUCCUUGCAGGUACAAAGGGCAGUAUCUACAUGUACUCUGCACAUAACUCGAGCCUAAGGAGGAUCCACACAGUCACUGGGAAAGUUGGUUCUUUGUUUGUCACAGACGCUCAAUAUCCUGAAGGUCGAAAGCAGAUUGCGCUUCUGAUCACGCUGGUUGGCCAGACACACUCGCAACUGCUGUUCAUCGACACCCCAGCGGAUUCAUCACAGCCAAGCUUGAAAUCAAUGUCUAUAUCCAUUCCAGAAACCCUGACGGGUUCGACAAUUACCAGCAUGUCAAUAGUGGAUGCACACCCAGGACCGUCGACGCUUCUUCUAGGGUAUCGCCGUGGAUCUAUAGCGUUGUACACGAUUCCGCAUAAUAUUGCAGGAGCAGAGACUUUUCUCUUCAGGGUCAUCGAGAAAGUCCACGGCGAUGAGACCGUCACUGCAAUGAUGUUCCGAGCCUUACCCGAAAGUGCUUCGACCGGACAUCUGUACUCGGUCGGCCGUGACGGUUGUCUUGCUGUCCAUAUUGUCGACACUGAAAGAAACGUUGUGACCCUCGUCCACAACUUGACUUUACCAAUUGGACCGAACAUCGAGAACAUAUACAUUCACCAAGGUCACUUGUUGGUACACGGUUUCUUCAGUAAGAAGUGGGUUCUCUACGAUAUCACCACCGAAGAAGAAAUCAUGGGCAUCGAGACAGGCGGCGCGCACCGCAGCUGGGCGUUCCAGUCAAAUUCUGACUCCGAGUAUCCAGGCGGAACGCUUGUGUGGACACGUACAUCUAGUCUGCAUAUUUGCAGUCAAGUCGGCGCAAAUCACUCUGUCGUGCGCUCCGGCGGUCACGGCCGCGAGAUCAAAGCCAUAGCCGUAUCUCCACCUGUACCAAGCAAUAACGGUAUCACAAGCCUCAGAACCUUAAUCGCUACAGGCGCCGAGGACACAGAUAUCAAGAUCUUCACAUACGAUGCGGGAGAGCUUGUCUGCAGGCGAACGCUCCGCAAACACACCACCGGCAUCCAACACCUCCGGUGGUCCGAUAAUGGUGAAUACCUCUUCAGCAGUGCCGGUAGCGAAGAGUUCUACAUAUGGCGCGUCCAGUCCCUAUCCACAGAUAUCGGCAUUGGCAUCGUCUGUGAAUCCGUCUAUAGGCCAGAAAGCGAGUUUUCAGAUCUGCGCAUUAUGUCUUUCGACGUGCAUCUUACUGGAGGUACAUACGCUAUUGCGAUGGCAUUCUCGGACUCGAGCGUCAAGACGUACCGCUACACACCUUCUCUCGCACCCGCCUGGCAACCCCUAGCCAACGGGAUGUACUCCACGUCCUGCCUGACUCAGACCGCUCUCCUCUCACCCACACUCCUCUUCACAGCUGGCACAGACGGUCACGCCGCGUUCUGGUUUCUCCCCUCAUCCUCAUCCUCUGUUCCCUCGCACGAGAACAAGACGAUGGUAUGGAAACAGCCCCUCCUUAUCCACCAAAAUGCGUCGAAGACAAUUUCCACCCACCCCACGCCUCUCGGCACACUAAUUGUAUCCGGCGGCGACGACGGCGCGUUGGCUUUUGUACUCGCCUCCCCUUCUCCAGCUGCAGGGGAGGGAGGAGAAGAGAAGCAGAUCUACGCCGCUCCACGGGUGAUCGUGACCCGCGCGCACGGCUCGGCGGCAACCGCAUGCGCGAUACUCAGCAGCGAGACAGAGCGGAGAGUCUACGUGCUCACGUCCGGCAACGACGAGUGGGUGCGACUCUGGAGCGUGGAGAUCAAUGAUGCUUCUGAUUACGAGGACAGAGUGACGAUCAAGCGGUUGGCGAGGUGCAAGACCAGUGUCGCAGAUGUUUCGAGCAUGGCGGUAUUGGGCAACGAUGGGAGAGCUGCGAGGUUUGUGGUUUGUGGUGUUGGGAUGGAAGUCAUUAGGAUGGAGUUUGGGGCAGGUGAGAGUCACAUUAUGGUAUGAAGAUGCAUGGCAUUAUUUGCCUAUAGGUGCACAAAACGCGUUUACUAGGUAUAUGUAAAGAGUCAUUUCUUGCCAAC